Molecule: messenger RNA, 600 nt
Organism: Monomorium pharaonis (pharaoh ant)
Lineage: Eukaryota; Metazoa; Arthropoda; Insecta; Hymenoptera; Formicidae
Product: classical arabinogalactan protein 9-like
Exons: 2
Coding region: 1-600 (199 amino acids)
Source: RefSeq, a predicted model, not a curated record
AUGUCUCAUUGCAGCAUGGCAAGCCGAAGCAAGCUCAUGAUUGCAAUGUUUGGAGGUGAGAUCUCCAGCUCUAGUGGCGACGAGGGGACGGCGUGGAAGAGGCGGCCAAAGGAGUCCACACCACCACUCAGGGAGCGGAAGGCGAGCUUCCUCGCCCAGCUCCCCCCACCAUCACCCAGGGGACGUCGGAGCAAGAGGAAGCCCCCCGAAGGAUACGCCGCCAAGGCUUCCCCCGCGCCCCUUUCCACGCCCCCCGCCCCACCACCGCCCGCACCACCUUGCGCCGCGCCACUCAGGCCCCUCGCGGCCAUUACGCCGCGACCGAUCGCGCCACCGACCGCGCCGCUGACACCACCAACCGCGCCGCCGAUCGCGUCGCCCCCGACGCCAUCGACCACACCGCCGCCAGCGCCGCCAACCGCGCCACCGGGGUACGGGUACCGAACCGCCCGGCCUCCCCCACUCCAACCGGAACAGGCCUGUCCCGUACCGAUAGUAGGGUAUACCCCCCCCCUUGGUACGGGUGGCACUGCCGAACGGGAGGGUGGUGGAGGUCUUCUUCCGGAUUGCCGUGCGGCAACGGAAAUACCGGGUGACUGA